Molecule: messenger RNA, 6475 nt
Organism: Athalia rosae (coleseed sawfly)
Lineage: Eukaryota; Metazoa; Arthropoda; Insecta; Hymenoptera; Athaliidae
Product: protein abnormal spindle
Exons: 10
Coding region: 175-6186 (2003 amino acids)
Biological process (GO): establishment of meiotic spindle localization; spindle organization; mitotic cell cycle
Cellular component (GO): spindle pole
Molecular function (GO): protein binding
Source: RefSeq, a predicted model, not a curated record
AAUUCAAACUGGCAGUUCGUGUGAAAGAGACCGUUGGCUUAUGCUUUUUUUUGUGAUCAGUUUUAACGUUAAUACUUGUGUCAAAGUGAAAUACCCUGUGGUGCAGAUGGAUUCUUUAUUUCGGUGAACGUAUACUAGCAAGUAUUUGCUUCAUGCCAUACAUUGUGAAUAACUAUGUAUUUUGAGGUAAACAUUACACCCAAACAAAAGGAGGAACCUGUAGAAAGGGAUCCUCAGACUCGAUUGAACCUUGUACUAGCUCCGUUCCAACCCCAGACACGGAUACAUAUAGAAGCAACUCUUAAUACCACUGCGUACUUUUACCUCAACCUACGAAACCUUGGAUCUCGACCGUUGAAUGUACAAGUAACAAAAAAACCACCCCCAGAGCGUGCGGUUGUCCUGAGUUUGUCAAAAUGGAAGAUCCAUCCUCAGCAAGACGAAGAGCUACUGAUAAGCUGGACAGCACGAGAGUUAGGAACUUCUCGGGAUAUAAUUCAACUGACUGAUAGUCGCCGUAUUAAGUAUGACAUUGCAUUGACAACAACCACAAUUACUGGAAAAAAACAUGGAGCCAAAAAUAAUGUAAAGGAAAGUAGAGCUCAAACCAUAGAUGUGGUGAAAAAAGUAUUGGUGGAGAACAUAAGUCCUAAAAAGAAAUGUGUACCGAAACGAAUUUCUCAUUUGUCUGAGAAUAUUGCAGAUAAUACUGUCAAAAACAGGUCAGCUUCUUCGUCUGUUACAAAAUAUCAGGGAAAAGAAAAUAUAACUGGACUUACAGAUCUCCAUUGGCAAACUCCUAAGAAAAGUAGCACAACAUUUUUUGGUCAGAGGCAACACAUAACAGAUAUUUCAGAGGGACAUCAGAGAAAUUUUUCUAUGCUAAUGGAAUCAGAUACCUUAGCCUUGACUCCUCCGCCAUGGUUUAAAAAUGAUUCUGUACAUUCAGAGAAUAUUAGUUCGGAGAGUUCUCAGUUCACAACUCAGAGUUACACAGCACUGCUUUCGUCACCAAACCUGGAACGUCAAGAACUCCGACGUGAAACUUAUGUCACUGCACCUGUGUGCAAAAAUAUUACUUUUACCAAUGAAGAUAUUAAAAAUCAAUUCGAAGAUUCUCUUUCUCCAAGAAUAACCAAUUCUAAUUCAGAGUUUUCACUACUGAUUAAUGGUUUGAAUUUUGCAUCAGCAAAUACACCUACCUCUCAAUUCAAAAGUGAAGUUCAAGAUAGUCCUGAUACUCAUGAACCGUUCAUUCCGCACAAUGCUACACCAACCUCCAGUAAAAACAAUACCUUUGAGAUAGAAUCCUCGUGGAUAAAAAACGAAUGCAACAACUCCGAAAAUAAAGAUCUAUUUCCUGUACCCGAAACAUCAGCAAAGUUAUCUGAAACAAACCGGCUACUUCCGACAAGGCUAUCUCGAAAUUUUGCACGGCUCUCACCUGUUAUGCCAGUUGAGUCAAAUGUUGCAGCAUAUGCAGCGUCAUCCUCGCCGAUAUGUGGUAAUGAAACUGGAGAUAUCAGUGCUAACAAUUCCAGAUCUGGAUUCUAUGGUCUUACUUCUCUAUCCAAACAACCCAAUAUAAGUGGUGUCAAAGAAGUUUUAGAAGCUGAUCUGUGGGCCAAACCAAUGAACCAAUAUCCUUUCACCGUACCAAAGUCUGGGGCUAGUCUAGAAUCAAUUCGCGAGGAAUCAGUCAAGAUAACGCCCGUUAUAGACAAGACAUACGUUAAACGCUUCAGUGAUUCAAAAUUCUCUAAUGUAUCUGCAACUCCAGAUAAUCGUAGGUUUGAAAUUUCUCCACCCAGUAGAACUCAUGCAAAGAAAAUCUCACCAAUUCGAAAAAUAUCGCCCAAGAAAUAUGCCAAGGUUAGCAAGGAAAAAAAUACUCAUGAGAUACAAGGUCUCAAGAAGAUAGCUGGCAUGAACACUUCAUUAAAACGUAGAGGUAAAGUUUCAAUACCUGGAGUACAGAUUACAAAGCUAUCACUCGCUGGAGUGACUAGAAGAAAAUGUAACACUGAAUCAAGUAAGGGCUUUGAAAAUGAAGUUAGUAUGAAGCUGCAUGAUCCAGAUUCUUUUCUUACUAGACUUUGCAACCCUGAUCCAUUCGCUGCAACCACAACAGAAGAUCCAUUCCUAGCCAGUACUCUAUACUACGAUUAUAACUGGGUAGAGAACCAGGAGGUUGAAUUCAAAAAAUGGCUUAAUGCGCUGUUGACUCCACCUGAGCAUCUCACAUCGAAUGUAGAUACUCCACUCAUCGAUGUUGCCAAAGUAUGGCAGUCUUGUCGAUUGAAGGAAGAUGUUUCUCUUGCUGAAACAAAAGAAGCUGUGUCAGCCAGGUAUCAUACAAAUCAAAGGUUGAAUACGUUGCGUAGAGCAGCUUGCACGAUGCUUCGCAGCAACGAGGUUGUUUCUGUGCUGUCAAAAGUUACUGUAUGUGUUGAGAGAGGAAAUCUGGUUAUCAGACAAGAUCGUGAUCUGCAUAAAGACAUUGGGUUGCAGAAGUUAGUUUUGGAGCUAUUUCUCUGUUAUAAUCCAUUAUGGUUACGAAUUGCAUUAGAAGCAAUUUAUGGCGAAACAAUUCCGUUGAAUUCAAACAAUGAUAUAAUUCGUCUCAGCAAAUUUCUUUUGACAAGAUUCUUCUCCGAUCCGUCCAUCGUGAAAGCUCAUUCACAUCAAACAGUUCUGAAUCUUCGACUUCCUUCGUUCUUUGCAGUAAUGAAUAAGUUCAUGUUGAAGAAGUUUCUUUUUGUCGUAUAUUUUUUAGACUAUGCUAAAACUCAUAAAUUGAUCGGACAUGAUCCAUGCCUCUUUCAUAAGCAAGCUGAGCAUAAGGAAAGUAGGAGAAUUUUACUGAAAUUUUCUCAAGAAUUACUCAGUGGUGUAGGUGACAUUACUAGAGUAUUAAAACCCUACGGAUACGUAUUAAAUCAUAGACAAAAAGAGCUAGAUGAGUACAACUAUGCCAUCAAUAAUCUAUCGCUUGACCUACGAGAUGGAGUUAGACUAUGCAGAGUGAUGGAGUUAAUUACUGGAAAGAGAAAUUUAACGGUCGUUUGCAGAGUGCCUGCUAUUUCUCGCCUACAGAAAGUUUACAAUGUCGAUGUUGCAUUAAAAGCACUUGCAAGCUCCGGCUAUGAGGUAAAAGGUAAUAUUACUGCCAAAUGUAUCGCAGAUGGUCACAGAGAAAAGACGCUGUCUCUGCUAUGGCAACUCAUAUACAAGUUCCAAGCUCCACAUUUCCACAGAGCUGCAACGACUAUUCAGAAGUGGUGGCGAUCUAAACUUUGGUGGGUACGAGUAAGAAAUUUCUUAAAAAAGAGAAAAAACAAUGCUGCCAGCAUAAUUCAGAAUGCGUGGAGAUCAUAUCUUGCAAGAAACGAGUUGAAACGUUUAAGAGCUGAACAUUUACUGAUUUUCAAAGUUAAAUCUGAUGCUGCCAGAAUAAUACAAUCAAAGUGGAUGGCUACAAUUAGGAUGUGGAGAGAAAAAAAAUACCUGCAACGACUGAAGUCAUCUGCUAUUAUUAUUCAACGCUCCUGGAGAAGAUAUCAGGCGACCAAACCAUUUGUAACAAUGUUUAAACGCAAUCAGAUUGCUUCCCGUAUCAUUCAACGAUGGUGGCGAGCCACGAAAUUGAUGAGGCUCCAAAUGUCCUUGUAUUGGAUUUUCAAGGAUGCGGUUAUAAAAAUUCAAUCAUGGUGGAGAGCAAAGCUGGUACAGAAAGCAGCUAGCAAUCGUUACAAGACCACUAAAAGAGCUGCCCAAUUGAUACAAACCAGGUGGCGAAGUAACCGACAAAUGAGGGUUGUGCGAAAAGAAUACCUCACAAAAAUAAACGCUGUUGGAACUAUUCAGGAUUGGUGGAGACGUGAAUUAACUUUCAAAAAAAAUCGUAAUGAUUUCCUGUUAAUGAAAGAUGCAGUACGAGUAUUAGAGAACUGGUGGCUGUUGCAUUCAGCAAAAAGAAAAUUACAGGCGCAAUUCAACAAGGAAAAUAACGCUGCGAUUCUGAUACAGCAUAAAUGGCGAACUCUUCGGAUUAGCAGACAGCAGAGAAUGACUUUCCUCAGAACAAGGGAGGCAGCAUGUGCCAUACAAAGUCGAUGGCUGGCUAAGAAAAAUGCUAGAUCUGUACGGCAGUCUUAUAUUCUGAAACGGAACUCUGCAAUCGUUAUUCAAGCCUACUGGAGAAAUUGGAGAGUAGGAUUUGAACAACGCUGUUCUUUUCUUUCUUUGAAAGGGGCAGCAAUCUGUAUGCAAGAUCGUUUUCGAGCAAAUAAAACUACUCGUCAAGUGAGCGCAGAAUAUGCUAAAUUGAAAUACAGCACGAUCAUUAUACAAAGGAAAUGGAGGGCAACACGCCUCAUGAGGCAGACUCAAAAAGAUUUCCUAUGCAAAAAGAAAGCAGCUGUCAUCAUACAAAAACAAUAUCGGAUGAUUGUAGCUAUGAGAAGAUAUGAAACUAAGAAACGAGCAAUUCAUAAGCUACAGUUGUGGUGGAAGGCUUGGAUUGCUGGCAAAAAAACAAAACUCUACUACGAUCAGUUGAAAUCUUCAACAAUUGCUACACAACAAAAGUAUAGAGCACGGAGAUUGGGUGCCUCGGUCAGACAGGAGUUGGCAAUUUUAAAAAGCAAUACAAUCUUUAUUCAACAGAAAUGGCGAGCUAAUAAAUCAAUGCAGCAACAAAGAAAUGACUUCCAAGCAAAGAAACAAGCGGUUAUUAAUAUACAAUUAUGGUGGAAAGCAUAUCUGAUAACCAGAGAGAUAAAAUCGUACUAUGACUUACUAAAGUCUACAACAAUUUGGGUUCAACAUAGAUAUAGAGCGCGCAAAGCGGGCUCGUCUGUACAACAGGAAUUUCACAAUCUCAAAAAACAUGUUAUAAUAGUCCAACGAAAUUGGCGUGCUAAAAAAAUGAUGCAGACAUGUAGAAGAAACUAUUUGGUAAAGCGUCAAGCCACUGUCAAAAUACAAUCAUGGUGGAGGGCUUUCUCAGUAGCCAAAAAAACUAAGUUGCAUUUUGAUAUACUUAAAUCUGCAACAGUUGCUCUCCAACGCAAGUUCAGGGCUAGAAAGUUAGGAGCUUCGAUUAGAAGGAAGUAUGAGAGUUUGAAAACAAACGUAAUUUUUAUUCAACGGAUAUGGCUAGCUAAAAAACUGAUGCAGUCUGAUAGGAAUAAAUUUUUAAUGCAACGAUGGGCAGUAAUUAAAAUUCAAUGCUGGUGGAGGGCUAUUAUUUUAGGAAGAACUUGUCAAGAGCAUUACGAAAAACAGAAGAAUGCUGCAAUUAAAAUUCAAAAAUGGUACAGGUGGAUGGUAGAUGAUCGCAUCAAGAGAAAAUACUACGAAAUAGCUUUUACAUCUAUUAUAAAAAUUCAACGCUGGUGGAGAGAAAUUUUAGCGAGACGUGAAAGGAUAAGGCAGAGAAGACGAUCUGCGGCAACGAUUAUUCAGUCAAUCUGGAGGGGUCACAAGGUUCGAUUAAUGCAGAGUCAUGAAAUGGCAAAGUUACGCGAAAGAUCAGAAAAAGCUGCGUUGGAAGCUCAACCUUCGGCAACCCUAGCUCAUAGACUUGACGUUGCUCUUAAUAUUGUACAAGAAUAUGAUAAUCUCGGAAAACUAAUGCAAGGACUCACGGCUCUAGAUACAGUUACUCAUCUACUACCCCAUGGAUGCAUCGCUUUAUGCAAUGCUAAUUUAGUUUCGAAACUAUACGAUCUCUUACAACGGGCGAACAGAUCACGUCCGUGGAUGGACAUAUGUCUCAGAGCUUCUAGCAUCUUAGUUUCUCUUGUAAAAUAUGCACCAACAAAGUCUUACGCUUGGCAGGAGCAAUACAUCGAGACUAUACUUCAUCUGUUGACGGCAACUGUGGACAGAGAGACGGGCGUUUUUAUCAAUUUAGCAACACUGAUGUGGCUGCUUGCUGAUAGUCCGGCUCGUAUUAAGGCAAUAACAGAGUCGCCGUCAGCAUCGCGAACGUUUGUCAGUUUGUCUAAUUUAGUAACAAAAAAAAGAAGCAGGCUUUCUUCGGGCCCAAAAUUAACUUCGACUAGUUGUAUGCUUCCUAAUCCCAAGCCUGAUUGGGGAUUGAAACACAGUCGCCCACGUUUAUUCACAUCCGUACAUCACGCGGUCGGUGCUUUAUGCAAAAGAUUGAAAAUCGGUUGAAUCCAACCCUUGAAUUAUAGUUUAUAAUGUUUUACUUGAUGAUAUUGUACAUUAUUUGUUUAUUGUUCCUGAUCAUGAUAAUUUUAUGUCUUGUUUUCUAAUCCGUACAAGUGAAUAUGAAUUUUGUCCCAGGAAGAAAAAAAGUAAAAUAAAAAAUGAUGAGUCCACCAUUGCUAAAUAACCAUUCGUGAUUUAAAAGUACCGACGUAGGAGUUGAUCGUGGGUGAAUCUGAAUAAUGAGACUGUAUUUUGGUAAUACUUUUAAUGCAAUAAAUAUAAUAAACAAUAA